GAGUCCGGGCUGCAGCCGGGCGCGCUGUAGCCUGCGAGCCCGCGAGCCUGCUAGCAGCGGCAGUGGCGGCAGCUUCUCCUCCGCACAGACCCGGGAGCCCCGGCCUGCGCGGCCCACUGACCCCGGGGCCCGCGCCCCACGGGGCAGGGAUGCAUCAUGGCCACGCUGGCUUGUCGCGUGCAGUUCUUGGACGACACCGAUCCUUUCAACAGCACCAACUUCCCAGAGCCCAGCCGGCCACCGCUGUUCACAUUCCGCGAGGACCUGGCUCUGGGCACCCAGUUGGCCGGGGUCCAUCGGCUGCUGCGGGCGCCGCACAAGCUCGAUGACUGUACCCUGCAGCUGUCCCACAAUGGUGCCUACCUGGAUCUGGAAGCCACGCUGGCGGAACAGCGGGAUGAGCUGGAAGGCUUCCAGGAUGACACAGGGCGGGGCAAGAAGAACAGCAUCAUUCUAAGGACGCAGCUGUCUGUGCGAGUCCAUGCCUGUAUUGAAAAGCUGUACAACUCCAGUGGCCGAGAUCUAAGAAGGGCCCUUUUCUCCCUGAAGCAGAUAUUUCAGGAUGACAAGGAUCUGGUGCACGAAUUCGUCAUAGCUGAAGGUCUGACCUGUUUGAUCAAAGUGGGAGCUGAGGCGGAUCAGAACUAUCAGAACUACAUCCUGAGGGCAUUGGGUCAGAUUAUGCUGUAUGUGGAUGGAAUGAAUGGCGUCAUCAAUCACAGCGAGACCAUCCAGUGGCUGUACACUCUUGUUGGGUCAAAGUUCCGCCUGGUGGUGAAGACGGCCCUGAAGCUUCUGUUGGUCUUCGUGGAGUAUUCUGAGUCCAAUGCACCACUUCUCAUUCAGGCUGUUUCUGCUGUGGACACCAAAAGAGGUGUCAAACCCUGGUCCAACAUCAUGGAAAUCUUGGAGGAAAAAGAUGGCGUUGACACAGAGCUAUUGGUUUAUGCAAUGACUCUAGUGAACAAGACACUGGCAGGACUGCCUGAUCAAGACUCCUUCUAUGACGUAGUAGACUGCCUGGAGGAGCAGGGCAUCGCCGCUGUGUCCCAAAGGCACUUGAACAAGAAAGGGACGGACCUGGACUUGCUGGAGCAGUUUAAUAUCUAUGAGGUGGCACUCAGGCAUGAAGAUGGCGAUGAGACAGCUGAACCACCCCCCAGUGGGCACCGGGAGCGGAGGAGGGCCAGCAUGUGCUCUGGUGGUACUGAGGGUGAGCAACAGGGCCUUGACCGCAGAAGGAGCCGUAGACACUCAAUCCAGAGCAUCAAGAGCCCACUGUCAGCGCCCACCAGCCCCUGCUCCCAGUCCGUUCCUGCCUUCAAACCCAGCCAAGUUCGAGACCUCUGUGAAAAAUACAGCAACUUCAGCAGCAACUCUUUCCAGUCCUCCAGGCCCUCUCCUGGACCUAGCAUGUCCCCGUCAUCUGCACCGUCCCCACAGGACACCAGGUCAUCACCAAGUGGCCUUCUCACGUCCUCGUUUAGGCAGCACCAAGAGUCACUGGCAGCCGAGAGAGAGCGGAGGCGGCAGGAGAGAGAAGAAAGACUGCAGAGGAUAGAACGGGAAGAAAGGAACAAAUUCAACCGGGAAUAUCUAGACAAAAGGGAGGAGCAGCGGCAAGCGAGAGGAGAAAGAUACAAAUACUUGGAGCAGUUGGCUGCUGAGGCGCAAGAGAAGGAGCCGAGAAGCCGGAGCGUGGGCGGCCGAGCUGACCUCUCCUUGGACCUGAGCUUGCCAGCAGCAGCCCGUGCCUCGCCUUUCCCAUCAAGCCAGAGUCCUUCCUCUGCUGACUCCCAAGAGGCUCUGGCGGUGCCUUCCUCCCCGCCCACGCCCACUCUGCAGUCCCCCCAAGUAAGUGGUAAGGACCACGAGCCUGAACCGGAAGCGGAAGCUGGGCAGGGUGCUGAGGAAGCCAGCCAGGACAUAGCAUCUGCCCACAGAGGAGCAGAGAGCCCAGAGGAGCCAGUGCAGGAGCCAGAGCCUGAGGAAAGAGCUUCACUGAGUGAGAAGGAGAGGCAGAACGAGGAAGUGAACGAGAGGGACAACUGUUCCGCCUCCAGCAUCUCCUCCUCCAGCAGCACCUUGGAGAGGGAAGAGAAGGAAGACAAACUGUCUGAAGACAGGGCGACUGGUUUGUGGCCCACCAGCCUUCAGGAUGUGGGUGUAAAUGGACAGUGUGGUGACAUCCUUACCAGCAAAAGGUUCAUGCUGGACAUGUUGUAUGCCCAUAACAGGAAAUCCACAGAAGAUGAGGAAAAGGGAGAUGGCGAGCCUGGGAGGUCUGCACAGGAGGUGGAGGCCGUGGCCAGCCUCGCCACCAGGAUAUCCACUCUGCAGGCCAACUCUCAGGCCCCAGAGGAGACCAUCAAGAGGGUGGACAUUGGCUGUUUAGACAACCGGGGCAGUGUGAAGGCAUUUGCUGAGAAAUUCAACAGCGGAGAAGUAGCGAGAGGCUCCGUCUCUCCGGAUGCGGAGUCUCACGACAAGGUCCCGGAUACACCGCCAGCACAGCCGAAGACUGAGUCUGAUUACAUCUGGGACCAGCUCAUGGCCAAUCCAAGGGAGCUCAGAAUCCAAGACAUGGAUUUCACAGACCUAGGGGAGGAGGAUGAUAUCGAUGUUUUGGAUGUGGAUCUCGGCCACCGGGAAGCCCCGGGGCCACCCCCUCCACCUCCUCCCACCUUCCUGGGUUUGCCGCCCCCACCCCCUCCGCCCCUGUUGGACAGCGUGCCUCCCCCACCAGUCCCCGGUAAUUUAUUGGCUUCUCCUGUGUUCAACACUCCUCAGGGAUUAGGGUGGUCCCAGGUACCCAAGGGUCAGCCAGCAUUCACCAAGAAAAAGAAGACGAUCCGACUGUUCUGGAAUGAAGUCCGGCCCUUUGAGUGGCCGAGUAAGAACAAUCGCCGGUGCAGGGAAUUCCUGUGGUCAAAACUGGAACCCAUUAAGGUGGACACUUCCAGACUAGAGCACCUGUUUGAAUCCAAGUCUAAGGAGCUGUCUGUCACCAAGAAAACAGCUGCAGAUGGUAAAAGGCAAGAGAUCAUUGUUCUGGAUUCCAAGAGGAGCAACGCCAUCAACAUUGGCCUGACUGUGCUGCCUCCUCCAAGGACCAUUAAGAUAGCCAUUUUGAACUUUGAUGAGUAUGCCUUAAACAAAGAAGGGAUUGAGAAAAUUCUGACCAUGAUUCCAACUGAAGAAGAGAAGCAGAAAAUCCAGGAGGCUCAGCUGGCCAACCCAGAAGUGCCCUUGGGCAGUGCGGAGCAGUUCCUUCUCACGCUCUCUUCUAUCAGUGAGCUUUCAGCUCGGCUCCACCUGUGGGCAUUCAAAAUGGAUUAUGAAACCACAGAAAAGGAAGUGGCCGAACCACUUUUGGACCUGAAGGAAGGAAUAGACCAGUUGGAGAACAAUAAGACUCUGGGCUUCAUCCUGUCUACCCUCCUUGCCAUUGGGAACUUUCUAAAUGGAACUAACGCCAAAGCAUUUGAGUUAAGCUACCUCGAGAAAGUUCCAGAAGUCAAAGACACAGUGCACAAGCAGUCUCUUCUCCACCACGUGUGCACCAUGGUAGUGGAAAACUUUCCGGACAGCUCGGAUCUGUACUCAGAGAUCGGGGCCAUCACCAGGUCAGCCAAGGUUGACUUUGAUCAACUUCAGGAUAAUUUGUGUCAGAUGGAGAGACGAUGCAAAGCUUCAUGGGACCACCUCAAGGCAAUUGCAAAACAUGAAAUGAAACCAGUUUUAAAACAACGGAUGUCAGAGUUCCUAAAAGACUGUGCAGAGCGAAUUAUAAUUUUAAAGAUCGUCCAUCGGAGGAUAAUUAACAGAUUUCACUCAUUCUUGCUGUUUAUGGGCCAUCCCCCUUAUGCAAUUCGAGAGGUGAACAUCAACAAGUUCUGCAGGAUCAUCAGCGAGUUUGCUCUGGAGUAUCGCACGACCAGGGAAAGGGUUCUACAGCAGAAGCAGAAGCGGGCCAACCACAGAGAGAGAAAUAAGACCAGAGGGAAGAUGAUCACCGACUCUGGCAAGUUCUCCGGCAGUUCUCCGGCAGCACCGAGCCAGCCACAGGGCCUGAGCUAUGCCGAGGAUGCAGCGGAACAUGAGAACAUGAAGGCUGUGUUGAAAAUCUCAUCUCCUGUGCUAGAGGAUGCUACCCCUGUGCUUGGUGUCCGCACUCGCAGCCGGGCAAGCCGAGGAUCCACAAGUUCAUGGACUAUGGGAACCGAGGAGACACCCAGUGUCACUGAUGAUGCAGCUGAUGAGAUCAUGGACCGCAUUGUCAAAUCAGCCACCCAAGUGCCCAGUCAGCGAGUGGUGCCACGGGAGAGGAAGCGUUCCAGGGCCAACCGCAAAUCUCUGCGAAGGACCUUGAAGAGUGGCCUGACUCCAGAAGAAGCCAGAGCCCUGGGCCUGGUUGGCACAUCUGAACUGCAACUGUGACGUUUAUAGGCCCUCAGAAGUGUGCUGAGCAGAGGACCAGCUCUGGAUGGACCCACCCCUUUCAGUGGGGGCAGGGAGACUUGACCUGGACAUCUGAUGGUUAGAACUGAGUUCUCAUGUCUGGGUAGCACACUGCUCAUCACCGUUGCGCACUAACAUGGAUCUCCAGAAAUCUCCUGCAUGUACUUUAUCAAGUCGGCCGUGUUUCUCUUGUUUCCUUGAUACCCGGUUUAUUAGCUCCAAGUGUGACACCUUUUCUAGGAAGCAACAGUCCUUGUAAGGAACAAAUCACUUCUGUCACAGUUGUUAAGAUAACACAGGGCAAUGUGAUUAGACUCAGAGACUGGGUCUCCACAACAACAAAAUGUCCAGAUAUAAAUGCCAAUGUUGUACACAAAUGCAAGCACAGGUUGUUUACCAAUUGUGGAUUUUAGAUGUACUAAAUGUUUAUACAAACUCAUGUACAUGUACACCAUGUUUCAGUGACUAAAUAAAUAGAAAUUAAUGUCA
Messenger RNA from Apodemus sylvaticus (European woodmouse), 4950 nucleotides. RefSeq names its product formin homology 2 domain containing 3 (gene Fhod3). Gene Ontology annotation, molecular function: actin filament binding. Gene Ontology annotation, cellular component: cytoplasm; cytoskeleton. NCBI's taxonomy places the organism in Eukaryota, Metazoa, Chordata, Mammalia, Rodentia, Muridae. Gene Ontology annotation, biological process: actin filament network formation; cardiac myofibril assembly; sarcomere organization. The record is from RefSeq and is a predicted model, not a curated record. Bases 157 to 4440 code for a protein of 1427 amino acids. The transcript is spliced from 25 exons.